Molecule: messenger RNA, 1930 nt
Organism: Williopsis jadinii
Lineage: Eukaryota; Fungi; Ascomycota; Saccharomycetes; Phaffomycetales; Wickerhamomycetaceae
Product: fungal specific transcription factor domain-containing protein
Exons: 1
Coding region: 135-1814 (559 amino acids)
Source: RefSeq, a predicted model, not a curated record
CUCCGAUUCCCUAUACCUCAGUACAUCUUAUAUACCGGUAGAUUUCCGUUAUGGGCCUCUGGCCAUUUUCUAUGAAGUGCAGAGAUAUCACUACAUAACCGAUUCGCCAGUUUGAGUACCAAGCUGCUCCUGAUAUGGACUUUAAUAGACCAGAAGGUGGGGGAAAAAGUGCACCACCAUCUGUUCGGAUGAUGGAGAGUUGGCAACAGGCGUUGUUCGAGAGAGACAGGGCCAUUGAAGAACUGAGCAGAACAAGUCAAUUCCUCAAGUCCCAAAACGAUGCGUUGACAAAUCUGUUGACCAAUCGUACAUCAGGCUUAGGUCUUCCGACGGUUAUGGACCUUGGAUAUAGAUUAGAACAAGAUAAGCUAUUUUCGUUGAAGAGGUUCACCAUAGACUGCUUGCCAGUUAGAGGUGUAUGUUCUGUGCUAAAGAGACAGUACUUUAUGACGAUGGCUUCCUUGGACAACGUCAUUGAUCCAAUAACCUUUGAUAGGGAGUAUGAGACUAUGUGGUCCAACAUCAUAGGCCACAGGAUGGCUCCUCUGGACUUGAACUUUAUGGCACUCGUACUAAUAGUCAUUGCGAUUGCACUGCGGACUUCACCAGAGGAUAUGAUACUUAGCAGUGAGGUACUACUGAGACAAUGGAGAACACCAGAAAGUGUCCAUUCUAGUUGUACACAAUGGUUUAGCACUUCAAGACAGGUGCUUUCCUUUUACCACGUUGACGAUAUGGUUAGACACCAAGUCCUUUCUCUACAGACCCUGUUUUGUCAUUUAACGUGCGAUUACUUAUCCAUGGACCAGUUGAUAUCACAGAGAGCAUUUGAAAGCAUGUCUAUAGGGCUGGAUGAUCCAAGAGUUUCCAAAUUUGGUGGACAAGGAAGGCUUCUAUGGUGGGAACUAUGUUUUAUUGAUACUGAGAGGUCACUGCUGACAGGUAAAGAUCCUCGUAUAAGGAGUUAUAGAUCACAAAUACCUAUUCAUACAUUCGACAAGGGUAGCUAUGCAGUGAAAUUGGAGACAGACUUUCCCGUAUACUACUCAGAGCAGUGCAAGAUCAUCAAUCGAGUAUUUGAGAUUGAUCCUAUGGAACAAUCAUCUAAGAAGUUGAAAUUGCUGUUAGACAUUGAUCAAAAGCUCGUGGAUCAUUAUAACAAUGUGAAUUCCAAGCAGAGCAUCCAAAAGAACAAAGCAAGCCGAUUCCAUAAAAACAUAUUCCACUUAAAGGUCAAUAUCCACAGGUAUAGGUUAUUCGAGAGCUUCCUGGAACACAGAAUCCCAGUGUGUAUGGAGAUAUGUUAUAUCGUUUGCAGAGACAUGUUUAACGCCUACAAAGAGUUGAAGCAGAGGUUCAUAGCGAGCCAGGACCCAAUGUUCAUACCACAGCUGCCACAUUUAAUCCACGGGGCCAUCAUCCUCAACGCAUGCCUACUCUACCAUCCGGAGCUGAAAGACAAAGAACGGGAGUUGUUGAUCGAGGACUCCAACAUGGUAAGGAACGAUAUCGGAUCCAUAUCCUGCUUCGUGCCUUUACAGUGUGUUACAGAAGGGAAGGAGAUCUUGGAAAAGAUGAGCUCAUCAGCUACUGGCUGCUCGUCUGCGGUGGAACCAGUGAUGACGGAGAGAAGAGCCUCGUCGUCCUCAAAGACAGGGCUCAGCUCGUUAAUCCAUCACAUCCCGGACAGGGCACUCGACAGUAGUGUCGAGACUUCAGAAGACACGAAACCAAAGUUCGCUCAACCCAUCGACGUGCACCCACAGGAAGAUAGGAGACGGCUCUUUGGCCGUUUCUUCGCUGGCUACGUAUAGUUUCGUCUCCUAGCUCUUAGCCGUCUGUACAUAAUCAACGUCUUCGCACUGCAUAGUACCCUCCUUGCCAAGGACCAGCUCCUCUCAACGCCUUUCUUAGGAAGGCGUUAUUGGAA